Molecule: messenger RNA, 1343 nt
Organism: Cryphonectria parasitica EP155
Lineage: Eukaryota; Fungi; Ascomycota; Sordariomycetes; Diaporthales; Cryphonectriaceae
Exons: 2
Coding region: 12-1343 (443 amino acids)
Source: RefSeq, a predicted model, not a curated record
ACUGAAUCAAGAUGGACCCUCCUGGUCAAUAUGAGGGACGAAGCAAUAUGGACUCCGCAGAACGAGACAUGGAGAGCUUGCAAAAAGAGAACGAGCGCCUGAGACAAGAUCUGGAUGACUGUCGAGGCCAGCUCUUUCAAAUAUUGCAGAGAACAAAAGGCGUUCCUGAGAGCGACAUCAAAAAUGCGUUCCACGCAAUCUACAGCGGAAUCGACGCCUGGAUUGAUGAAGCCUUCGCUGAAGAAAGCCUGGAAUCUGCCUUCCACAAUCAAUUCAGGAGAGCCAAGUCCGAAAAAGAGCGGUUUCGGUCUUUAGGGCUGCAUCCACAAUGCUACGCAGACAUCAAAUGGAUUUCGGACUUCGGCCGUUUGGAAUACUGCUUUCAUAUUGUUCUCUGCAGAGUCAUCUCAAAAUUUCUGACGGAUAUUACUUUCCGUGGUAAAGAGACCAAGGAGUGGGAGCACUUGUACCCGCACAGCCUUACGAAAGAGGAAAUCGUCAAGCUGGUCGAUUUACAGAGAGCAAUGAAAAAUGAUUUACAUCGAGAUGAAUCCGAGAUAUCUCGAUGGCGUGGCCAGGCGAUUGCCGCCCUUCUCACAUUCCCACAUCAUAGAAUUCGGGCUGAGGAAGUAUCACGUGUUCACCUGCAGAGGCUGAAAGAGGAUUUGGAGGCCUGGUUAGGAAAGAUCCCGGGAAGUCUCACAGAGUCCCUGAAGACCAACGUUCUUCAGAGAGCCACAAAGGCACUGGACAUGAUAUGUUGCUCCAACAAGACAUACUCUGUUGGCAGUCUCGAUAUCCCGCCAGGCCCCAACGACGGACAGAAUAUGCCCGGGCAGUUUAGGGACAUGAUCACCUGGCGACAAACACCGUCGAGCGCGAUCGUGGACCUGCUACAGUGUCUUUGGCCCGUCGUCAUGCGCAUAGGUGAAAGUGGGCAGGACGAUCUGCUCUUAGUCCAGCCAACGUGGCUGGGGUAUACAGAGCCCGGACGGCUUCCUAGGCCUCUGACGCCCACACCCAAGAGUUCUUCUCCAGAUGAGCAUGGCAACAGAAGACCAGAUCGCGAGCGUGCGGUAUCAAGGAGCUCGAGAUCUCAGGGCAACAUGGGGCAAUUGCAACAGGAUCCAUCUAUCGAAAGAUCAAAGAAGUCUAUCCAGUCUCUUGAAAACUCCUCGAGCUCGAAUCCAGAUGCCAAAAAGGUUUCAAUCAUGAAAUACUUUUCGGCGUCACCCACCACUUCUCUGCGUACAAGAGAAGAUCAUAGACCAAAUGCACACGUCGCGCCGGGCGGAAACGAGGACCAUCCUUCGACUCUGGUUUCCUCCAUUUCGAAACGCUAA